AUGGCGGCGGCCUGUGCGGGGAUGGAAGCGGCGGCGCCGACGGCGGUGCCUCCUCCCUCACCUCCUCCUUCUGCAGCCGCCGCCGCACCGGGCUUGGCCGAGCUGGUGUGCGCGCAGGGCCGGAACGUGAAGGCGGUGCUGUGCCAGCGCUGCGGGUCCCGGGUGCUGCUGCCCGGCGCCGCCACCUUCGCCCGCCGUGAGCUGCUCCUGCCCGCCAUGAGGAAGAAGGCGGCGGCGGCUGCGGGCGGCGGCGGCGGGGACGUGGUGCGGGAGCACUGGCUGGUGCGGGACAUGUUCUCCUUCGAGAACGUGGGCUUCACCCGCGACGUGGGCAACGUCAAGUUCCUGGUGUGCGCCGACUGCGAGGCGGGGCCCAUCGGCUGGCACUGCCUCGACGACAAGGACAGCUUCUACGUGGCGCUGGAGCGUGUGGCCCACGAGUGACAGCGG
Molecule: messenger RNA, 450 nt
Organism: Neopsephotus bourkii (Bourke's parrot)
Lineage: Eukaryota; Metazoa; Chordata; Aves; Psittaciformes; Psittacidae
Gene: RABIF
Product: RAB interacting factor
Exons: 2
Coding region: 1-444 (147 amino acids)
Biological process (GO): post-Golgi vesicle-mediated transport; small GTPase-mediated signal transduction
Cellular component (GO): cytosol; membrane
Molecular function (GO): zinc ion binding; guanyl-nucleotide exchange factor activity
Source: RefSeq, a predicted model, not a curated record